This is a messenger RNA of Eucalyptus grandis, 1028 nucleotides long. Its product is annotated as valine--tRNA ligase, mitochondrial 1-like. The record is from RefSeq and is a predicted model, not a curated record. The transcript is spliced from 4 exons. Lineage: Eukaryota; Viridiplantae; Streptophyta; Magnoliopsida; Myrtales; Myrtaceae. Bases 232 to 537 code for a protein of 101 amino acids.
AGAGCCGUGCCAGUCUGACACUGUCAGAAAAAUCCCUGCUGACAAGUCCCGCCGCCCUCGCCUCCGCCGAGCUCGGUCGCCGUCAAGUCGUCUCUUUGAAGUCACGGUCGCCGCCCUUGUUCGCCGGCGGCUGUUGGGUCUACUUCUAAACGGAGCUCAACCAUCUGUCCCGGUGCUUUCUCUCGUCGGAAUCGAACUUUGGUUGCAGUCUCACGCUUACCAACCAUCGAAAUGUCUCAACCGGAUAACAAGCCGGAAGGCGUGGAAGACCUGGAGAGGAAAAUGAAGAAGGAAGAGAAGGCAAGGGAGAAGGAAUUGAAGAAACUCAAGGCUGCCGAAAAAGCAGAGCUGGCUAAACUUAAGGCUCAGCAAGGUGCUGAUGCCCCCAAAAAGAGUGCAAAAAAGAAUAUAAAGCGAGAUAUAGGUGAAGAUAAUCCAGGUGAUUAUGUCGACCGAGAGACUCCAUUUGGCGAGAAGAAAAGGCUAUCCCGCCACAUGGCAAAGCAGUAUAAUCCAAGCACCGUUGAGAAAUCAUAAAAAUGAACUCGUCUUCUGUUUACGCUGUAUUCACAUUAUUAUUGUCUCUCAGAAUUUUUUGGACCCACUUCCUGUUGAUUUAGAUGGUAUGCAUGGUGGGAGAAGUCAGGCUUCUUUGUGGCAGAUGCCAGCAGCCCAAAACCGCCAUUUGUAAUUGUGAGUACUUUCUACUUCUGGACACUUUUCUUAGAGUUAUUGUUUGCAACUUGGUAUCAGUGAUUGAGUGAGGAUCUUACUGGGGAUCUUAAGAUUCAAUUCAGUAAGUUCUGUUCACCGGUUUGGGUUCUCCUGGAAAAUUUAUAGUGUAAUUGCAAAUACAUAGACUUCACUUGUUUACUAUGUAUUCUGUUAUUUCCCUUUCAAGGAGGCAUGCUUUUUGAUGGUUCCAUGCUUUUCUUUCUUUCUUCCUUUCUUUCCUUUUUCAUUUUUUCCUAUUUUGACAGCACCAAUUUAUAAAACUAUUUGCAAUCAUAAUUGACAGAGGAUUAACU